UACUUUUCAUAUACAUUAGAUUAGAUCGACCCCCCUCCCCCAGUGUAGACCAGGCCUUAGAGUGAACUCUUCCCCUCCCUUCUCCAUGUACCAACACAUACAAACACACUUCCUAACAAGAGUUUCACUAUAACUACUUUUUGGUGGCCCUGCCUACUAAUUCUCCUGCUUAGGAACAUCAUAGCUUCUUCCCUCUUCACUCCAGAGAAGUAUCAGGAAAUUCCAGCAGCUAAAGAGAGAGGGCAGCAGUGCUGCAUGCAGCAGCGCAUUAGACCUGCCCAUGUCAUGUCAUGGAUAAGUUUAAAACAGGAUCAUAGAGAGAAGGAGCAAGUAAGGUGUGUGAAGGGAAGGUCUCCAUCUUCCCUGCUGACUGCCAAUGGAGCCACUUGCCCACCAGGCCUCCAGUCUUUCCCUUCUCCCUACAGGAUUAUUGUUCAAAAUAUUUCAGUGGGCAACUCUAGAGCUUCCAAAUUACACAUCUUAGUUAUUGCAGCUCAGGGCCAGGCACAGAGGAAACUUAAAGCCAGAAAAUUGCGAGAAGAAAAGGAGGAAGAAGAAAGAAAACUACUUGAUCUGGAGGAAGCACAGUUUCAAGCAGCAAAGCGGAAGGAGGCCAUAGAACAGGCCAAAACGUAUCAAUAUUAUCAGAAUGAGAGAGUGAAAGGGUUACAUAAAGCACUUUUACUUACUGAGGUCCUAAAGGAAAGAGAUGCUCAGAUUGAAUUUAAAAAGACAAAGCCAGAUAUUUACAAAAAAAAGGAAGAAGAAAUGGAACGUGAGUGUGAAAAAGCUAUUCUGAAAGAGCAGGAAAAGGCAUAUGAACGCUAUAUGAAUCGACAGGCACUUUGCAGAGACCACCUGGAACAAAUAAAGGAACAUAAGCACCAAGCAGAAUUAGACAAAUUAGAGGCAAAAAAAGAAGGCGAAGAGAUUCAAAGACUGACCAAGUUAUAUGAAUUGGAAGUGCAGAGAGAAAAUGAAAAGAAACUGGAGGAAAAACUUGAACAUAGGAGGAUGCAUUGUGCACAUGUUGCUGACCAGGAUAUUCUGAAAGCUGUACAGGAACAAAAGCAAGAAGAGGAGAAUGAUAAAAUUCGAGCUCACUUUAAAGCAAAACAAAAUAUGGCCAAACUGAGAAGAGAAAAAGAAGCUGAAAUGAACAGGUUAAUGCAGGAGCGUAGGGACAUCACUACUAACCAUCUAGCUGCACAGAUGAAACAGACAUUUGAGAGGAUAGAUGAACGUGUUGCUAGAGAUGUUGCAGAGAGAGAAGCUGAAUGGGAAAAAGAGCUCAAAGAGAGAGAAGAAAAAAACAAAGCUGAAUUGAAAUCAAUCGCAGAACACAGAGCCACUGUGAUAAAAAUGAAAGGCGAGAGAGAGAAAGAGGCGAUACUAGAGGGUAAAGAAAAGCUUCGUGAACUAAUGGAAGCAGACCGCAUCUAUCUGGAAAUGGAGAAAGACAAGAAACGAAGAAAUCGCAAUGAAAACAUAAAAAUGCAAAAGACUCAAAUCCAGCAAAUGGCUGAAAAACGGGCAAAAGAACAGCAUGAGAAACAAGCAGAAUUGGACUAUGAGGCCCAGAAAGAAGUUAUUACUAUUUGCAAGGAGCAGGAAUUUCAAGAAUAUGCAAAUCAAGUAAUUGAUUCAGAAUCCAAGACAACCCUAAAUAUUUAUCCUCUUCUCAAAGCAGCAAAGGAAGGCCACGGUGGUGGCCAUGGACCAGUUUACAGAGAAAGAGGAGGAAUAAGGCCUAGUUACCAAGCACGAGAUAUCAAUGGCACUCAGCUACCUUCUUAUAAUUGUAACACUACUGAAGAAAUAAAAGAGCUAAACACCAAUGGUAAUAUCCAGCAAGCUAAGGGAAGACUAGGUUUUACAUGGUAAAAAUAACUCUUUGAAGUCUUUACAAAAAGAAGUCCAAUAAAUCGGUAAAUGAUCCAUGUUGUAUGAAACCCAUGAAAGGAACUAGAAAAGCCAUAAGUACUCCAUGGAAAGUUGAUAGGGAUCCAAGUGUAUUUUCCUAAACAUUAAAAGUUGUAUUUUACUAAAGUUACUAUGUUAAAUCAAAUAUACAGGCAGAACUGAAUGAUGUACUGUUUAUAACCAGUGUAGAACCUUACUUAUAUACAAGGUCUCAUUAAAAAAACAGAAUAUUUUGAUUUCA
Messenger RNA from Trachemys scripta elegans, 2164 nucleotides. It is a transcript of the gene CFAP210, whose product is annotated as coiled-coil domain containing 173. The record is from RefSeq and is a predicted model, not a curated record. The transcript is spliced from 8 exons. Lineage: Eukaryota; Metazoa; Chordata; Testudines; Emydidae. The coding region runs from base 256 to 1884 and encodes 542 amino acids.